AUGGGAGUCCUUCAGAACUUGAAGCUGUGGGAGAAUAACGUCACCUUCAUUGAUGAGAAUGGAGAGAUGGUGACCAAGAAAAUGCCACGCGUGGCUCCUGCGGCCCCGUGGAAGGUCGUUGGGCUUUUGACUCUGGAGAACUGGAUAUUUUUCAUCGUGGGCUUGGGUGCGUGGACAGCCGACGGUUAUGACUUCAACGCCGUCAACUUGGUCGUGACGGACCUGUCAGUGAAGUUCGAUAAAUCGCUCAACGCAAUUACCCUCUCUAUCACUCUGACGUUGCUCUUUCGCUCUUUGGGCGCCUUUAUCAUCGGGCUGUUGAGUGAUAUGUUCGGGAGGAAAUGGGUUAUGUCGAUCAAUCUCUGGGUUCUCGCAGUUCUCCAGAUUGGGACAGCAUUUUGCCCUAAUUACGGCGCCUUCAUCGGCGUCCGUUCUCUAUUCGGAAUCGCUAUGGGUGGGAUCUGGGGACUAGCUGCUGCCCUCGCUCUAGAGAAUAUGCCUGUUGACGCGCGCGGCCUCUUCUCAGGGAUUCUUCAACAGGGCUACUCGAUCGGCUACCUCAUUGCCGCGGUCAUGAACUUGGCUGUGGUGCCGAAAUCUCCACAAGGAUACAAGGCCAUCUUCUUCAUUGGCGCUGGGUUCACUGCUUUCUGGGCUAUUGUGGUUAUGCUCAUUCCAGAAUCGAGAAUCUAUCGCAAGCAGGACUUGGGAGAGGAAGCGCAACAUUCGAUGAAGAAACGCACUUCUCUAUUCCUGAAGGAUGCUAAACUAGCAGCUGUUCAAUACUGGAAGAUGUUCAUCUACUGUGUUGUCCUCUCGUCUGCCUUCAACUGGCAAUCACACGGCUCUCAGGAUAUGUACGUCACCUUCAUCAAAGUCCAGAAAGGCUUUGACAAUUACACAGCCAGUCUCCUCACCAUCCUUGGACAAUGCGGUGCCGUCGUCGGCGGCGCCAUCUGCGGCUACUACAGUCAAUUCUUCGGGCGCCGUCUCACUGUCGUCGCUGCUGUCUCCUUCGGCCUCGCCUUGAUCCCCCUCUGGACGCUCCCCAACGACUGGCGCGUCCUCGCCGUUGGCGUCUUCUUCUUACAAGCCGCCAACAACGGGUCCUGGGGCGUGAUGCCCGUCCUCCUGAACGAAUACGCGCCGCCGCAAUUCCGCGGCGUCUUCCCCGGCACCGUCUACCAGGUCGGCAACAUGGUGUCGGCGCCAGCGGCGCAGAUCCAGACCGUGGCUGCGACGCACUGGAUCAAGCACGGCAGGCCCAACUACUCGCAGGUCAUGCAGAUCGUGCUCUGCAUCGUGUUCGCCACGGUGGGGAUCGUGACGGCGUGCGGGCAGGAGCGGACAGGUAGCCACUUCGAGCUGGUGAGCAGGGCGGGUGCGGUGCAUGACGGGAAGGCGAAGGAGAUCGAGCUGGAUGAGGAGGCGGCGAUGGAGAUGGAUGGCAAGACUGGAUCUAGCCAUCAUGAGAACGCGAAGGCAGUGGAGGAACAGUGA
Molecule: messenger RNA, 1500 nt
Organism: Amorphotheca resinae ATCC 22711
Lineage: Eukaryota; Fungi; Ascomycota; Leotiomycetes; Helotiales; Amorphothecaceae
Exons: 4
Coding region: 1-1500 (499 amino acids)
Biological process (GO): plasma membrane lactate transport
Cellular component (GO): plasma membrane
Molecular function (GO): secondary active monocarboxylate transmembrane transporter activity
Source: RefSeq, a predicted model, not a curated record